UCCAAUUAGCACGCGGCAGGUGCCAACAACAGUUGGCGAGGCAUUGCCUGAGGUUUUGCUUAUAAGAAAGAGAACUGUUAACUGUUAACAGCGCUUAUCAGGACAUAAGUAUUUUCAAUAAACAUCAAACUGUACAGUGAUACACAUAACAUUCCAAAACAUACAGUUUGAGAGUUAUUGCAAUGCGAUUUAAGCUUUGCUUACAAGAGAGCGCAACUGUUUAAUCGGCGUUGCAGUGCAUGUGCAACUGUUAACAAUUGCUUAUGAGGAUGUCUAUACACUUAACAUCAAACUGUGCACCGCCCCCUAAGCUGUCGAAUGACUUUCAAUAGCAAAUAUAAAUUAAUGCUGUUCAAAAUUACAGCACUCUGAGCACAACCCUAAGCAAUUGGCCAAAACAAACCGCACUCUUAAUACAAAAACAAACACAAGAAACCGAAAAGGUUCGCCGAAAGCCAAGCGCAACGCAUUUUAUAAACAAAUAAGCCGAGCAAAAACAACAAUACAGUUUUGGCUGCUCAUGAGCUGCAAUUAGCUGCUCGCUGGCCAGAGCCAGCAGCGGCAGCGACAGCAGCAGCAGCAACAACAACAGUUAGCGCAACUCUCUGCGUCUUUAACCAGGGCCAUUUCUCAGUCACGUUCGUUGGCCAGUCGCAAAGAAACGCUCAAACUGUGCGCACGAUAGCCGGGCUGAAGAAGUAGAAGCCAAAAGAAAAAUUCAACUUUCGUGUCGUGUACAAAAAAUUUCAAGCGCAUUGCUUUACACAGACCCCCUCGCCUACCUCCCUCUGCCCGAUAUCUGCGAUUGUAUACGGUUUUAUAAGGCGCAGUCGUGACGUUUGGAGAAAGGCUUAGCUGGGAUUUGCAAAAAGCUUAAACAUUAAUUUCACUAUGCAAACGCAUUGACAUUCAUUCUUGGACUUGGAUGAGGUUGAGAUUGGACCUUGCGACGCAUCGCAUCAAUUGGCUUUCAGGGCUAUCGGGUUCGGUGAGACAAAAGGGCCGGAGUCCAAAUAUCAAACCAGUUCAAGUGCUUGCAGUCACAACAACAACAACAACAACUACAACAACAGCAGCUGAGAGAAAGAGAGAUAGAGAACGAGCGCGAGGCGCAGACGCACGUGCAGAAAGCGAGAGCGCAGCAACGUUGGCGUCGGCGUCGCGUGCUUGUAAUUGGGACAAGAACCGUUUGGCAGCAGCGCAGUCGCAGCCGCAGCCGCAGCAGACGUCAACGUUGCCACAGCGCUUGUCAAACUUUUUUGGGCUAGCAAACAGUGCGUGCGGAAAUGCUUUAAAACUGUGCGCGACUGUGUGAAAUUGCAUAAUUUUAAAUAAUAAAACAAGACACACAUAACAAACUGCUAACAACAAUAAAAAAAAACAUGUGCAAGAAAUCUAUAAUAAAAAUUGGCAAACAAUCGAAUUGUGUGAAAACAGCAGCAGCAACAACAAUUUGCUGGUAGCCGCCGCCAAAAUAAAAGCCACGCUUUGUUCAACCAUUGUAUUUAGGCAAAAACAACAACAACAACAACAACCACAGACAGUUACAAGCUAAGACUAUUUUUUUAAGUAAAAUGUCCAAGCUGUUGAAAAUAAAUUCACUCUCGUUGCUGCUGCUGAUGGCGACAGCGCUGCCCCAACAACAGCAACAGCAACAGCAGCUGCUGCCGGCGACUGUUGCUGCAACAAGCACUGCAAAAACGACAACAAGACUUUUAAAUGCAACCGACGGUACUGGCACUUUCAUCGAUAGCAACAACAACAACAACAACGAGGCAUCCACCGUCGCCUAUGAACAACAACAACAACAACAACAACAAACAUUGCAAUAUGCUCAAAUAACGGCAUUAGAUAAAGAAGUAGUUGAACGCCUGAUCAAGCAAUGGGCACCGAUUGUGUGGCUGGCGCCGGAGGAAAAAUUCAUGCCAUUGGGAGUCGAGGAGUUCCUGCAGCAUGUGCAUCCCAUGGAUAAGGAUCGCAGUUUUACGCCGGGCGUGCCUUUCAGCGAAUACUCCACCAAAUCGCACCUGGUGACCAAUGGUGAGAUGGAGGAUCUGCUCAAGAACGAGCAAUCGUUCAUCCACGGCCGUAAUCCCAAUGAGGCGCCAGUGCCCAUCUAUGGCGUGGUCACACUGUGUCCCGGUCCGGCCAAACGCGAGCCCGAAGCCGUGCCUCCGUCACCGUUGGCCAGCACACGAGGUCCCUACAUACCGGUGUCCAUUGAUCCGCUGGAGGAACGCAAUGAGACGGUCCGACGUUCGUCGCGACUCUUUCCACUGUUUCAGCGCGUAAGGCGCGAGGCAGGCAGCAUGCCAGAGUACGGGCCGAUCAGUGAUUACGAUCUGGUCAUGGGUGAGACACAGUUAGCCGGCGCAGCGCUUCCUGAACCCGCGACGUUGGAGCAGCAGCAGCAGCUGGAGUCCGAGUUGGAGAAUGGGAUUCCAGUGAACAAUUUUAUAGCCAAUCUGGCGGACAAUGUCAAGUUCAGUGGAGGCGUCGAUCUGGACGACAAUCUGGAGGAUAACAAUAUAAGCGAUGCGCCAGCUCAAGAGACGCAGCGGGUCAAGGGAAAACUGCCUGGCUUCCAUGUCACAUAUUGGAUGUUCUAUCCCUACAGCCAGGGCAAGACGAUGUGCACGCUGAGCCUGGGGCCCCUGGGCCGCAUACCCUUUCCGGCUGUCUACGGCUACUGCCUGGGCCACCGCCGGGACAUUGGCAGCCAUGUGGGCGACUGGGAGCAUAUGAGUUUGUACUUCAACGGCGAUGCCGAGCCGCAGGCCAUGUAUGUAUCCGCUCACGAUGCGGGCGCCUACUACAGCUAUAAUCGCCUGACUGGCUCUUUUGAGUUUCGGCGCCAGGAGACGCGCAAGGGCAUCCUGCAGCGUCCCAAUUUUCCCAAAACGGUCACCACGUUCAAGAAUCAUCCGGUGCUCUUUGCCGCUAAGGGCUCGCACGGGCUGUGGACGGCGCCAGGCAAGCAUCGUUUCGUUAAGGUGGCCCGUCUGUACGAUAUAAAUGGCUUUGGUACGCCUUGGAACACUUGGAAGGCUGUCGACAUAAGCUAUAAGAAUUUGCGUUCCUAUGGUCGCUCUUUGGUGCCCGAUUGGCUGACCUAUCGCGGCAAAUGGGGCAACCCCAAGAGCAAGUGUCAUCCCUUCCGUCGCAUUGGCCUCAACUUCUGCGAGUUCACAGACGGACCCACGGGCAUACCACUAAAGGAGCCGCACUUUGAAUGCGGCGCCGACUAUCGCUGAUUCUAGGAUUGGCCCGACUAGCAUUAAGCCUAACUUAAGAAAUGUAUUUAUUGUGAAAUUCCCUACCUGCUGGUUGCUCCCUAAAAAGCAUUAAAACUGACCUAAGAAACGUGCUUAACAAUUUA
Drosophila virilis is the source of this 3379-nucleotide messenger RNA. RefSeq lists its product as uncharacterized. The record is from RefSeq and is a predicted model, not a curated record. Lineage: Eukaryota; Metazoa; Arthropoda; Insecta; Diptera; Drosophilidae.